AUGUUUGUAACAUCUUGGAUCUGGGUAACAGUGACAAUACUCUGUUGUGUUUUUUGGUUUAUUAUACGAAGGAGGAGGAGGCGGCGACGAGGUGAACCACCACUUGAAAAUGGGUUCCUUCCAUACCUGGGCUGUGCCUUGCAGUUUGGUGCCAACCCUCUCGAAUUCCUCAGGGAAAAGCAGAAGCAGCAUGGCCACAUUUUUACUUGCCAAGUAGCUGGAAAAUACAUUCAUUUCCUCACUGACCCUUUUUCAUACCAUUCAUUGAUACGCCAAGGAAAACACUUGGACUGGAAAAAGUUCCAUUUUACUACUUCUGCCAAGGCUUUUGGGCACGGUAGUAUUGACCCAAUAGAGGGAAACACUACCGAAAAUUUUCAUCAGACUUUCAUUAGAACUCUUCAAGGUAAUGCUUUAGAUCCCCUCAUUGAAGCAAUGAUGGAAAACCUACAAUAUGUCAUGCUGCAAUCAAGAACAUCGAAACUCCAGCCUAAUACCUGGGUGACAGAAGGACUUUAUGCAUUCUGUUGCCGAGUGAUGUUUGAGUCUGGCUUUUUAACACUUUUUGGUACAGAAUUUAAUUCAAGUCAUGAUAAAAAUCUGUCAAAGCAGGAAACUGAGAGAGCUCAUAUCCUAAAUGCCCUUGAAAACUUCAAGGAAUUUGAUAAGAUCUUUCCAGCCCUUGUGGCAGGCCUGCCAAUUCAUUUGUUCAAGAGUGCCCACAGUGCACGUGAGAAGUUGGGAGAGGCACUGCUCCACAAGAACCUACUGAAGAGGAACAAGCUCUCCGAGCUUGUCACCCUCCGCAUGUUCCUGAACGACACUCUGUCAACCUUUGAUGACAAGGAAAAAGCAAAAACCCAUGUGGCAGUGCUGUGGGCGUCACAAGCCAACACCAUUCCUGCCACUUUCUGGAGCUUGUUCUAUCUUAUUAAGAGUCCAGAAGCAAUGAGAGCUGCUACUGAAGAAGUGCAAACUGUUUUGGAAAGUGCUGGAGAAAAGAUCAGCUUAGACAGAAAAAAUAUUUCCUUGAACCGAAAACAUUUGGAUAAUAUGCCCGUACUAGAUAGCAUCAUCAAGGAAGCAAUGAGGUUAUCAAGUGCCUCCAUGACUUUCCGAGUUGCUAAGGAGGAUUUCACAUUGCACUUAGAGAAGGAGUUUUAUAACAUUCGCAGAGAUGAUAUCAUAGCUCUUUAUCCUCAACUGUUGCACUUUGAUCCAGAAAUCUAUGCUGAUCCCUUGACAUUCAAGUAUGAUCGCUAUCUUGAUGAGAACGGAGAAGAAAAGACCGACUUCUACCGCAAUGGUCGCAAGUUAAAAUAUUAUUACAUGCCAUUUGGGACAGGAAUUGCAAAGUGUCCUGGUAGGCUAUUUGCUGUCCAUGAAAUUAAACAAUUUUUGACUUUGAUACUUUCAUAUUUUGAGAUAGAGCUUGUGGAUAGUAAUGUGCAAUGUCCAUCUUUAGACCAAUCCCGUGCAGGACUGGGUAUUUUACAACCAACCAAUGAUGUUGAUUUCAGGUACAGAUUGAAAUUUGCAUGA
Messenger RNA from Rhea pennata, 1542 nucleotides. RefSeq names its product cytochrome P450 7A1. Gene Ontology annotation, molecular function: heme binding; iron ion binding; cholesterol 7-alpha-monooxygenase activity. Lineage: Eukaryota; Metazoa; Chordata; Aves; Rheiformes; Rheidae. The transcript has 6 exons. The record is from RefSeq and is a predicted model, not a curated record. Gene Ontology annotation, biological process: cholesterol catabolic process; cellular response to glucose stimulus; bile acid biosynthetic process. Bases 1 to 1542 code for a protein of 513 amino acids. Gene Ontology annotation, cellular component: intracellular membrane-bounded organelle.